This is a messenger RNA of Manduca sexta (tobacco hornworm), 582 nucleotides long. RefSeq names its product mucin-7-like. Lineage: Eukaryota; Metazoa; Arthropoda; Insecta; Lepidoptera; Sphingidae. The transcript has a single exon. The annotation marks the transcript as partial. The record is from RefSeq and is a predicted model, not a curated record.
AUGUUGACCAACCUGAGUCCCCCCACUAUCCCCGCUCCCAUUGCUGGGCCUUCCAGCGCUCCGCCGCAAGCCGUAGCGGGCCCUUCUACAGCGGCGGCGUCGACACCCGCGAUGGCGCCAGCAAGAAGACGCGAGAAGAGCGCGGCGGCUGUAAAGAAGUCGGCACCAGGCUCCAAGCCGAAGAAGAGUGGGAAAAAAGAUCCGGCAGGUCAACCCGCGCCGGAGCCUCGUCCAGUUGCCGCCGGCCCCGCCACAAUGGAGACGCCGUGGGUCGAGGUGGCCAGAAGGAAGAAAAAAGGGCAGACGACAGCAGCGCCAACAACAACCAGCGCGCAGCCGCCAAAACCUUCGCGCCGGAAGGAACCCAAACUGCGGCCGCCACGAUCUGCGGCCGUAGUAAUUUCGUUGACACCGGCAGCAGUGGCGAAGGGCCUGACGUACAAGGGCGUCCACGGACGCACAGAAUCGCGUGGACCUCACCGGCUUGAUAUCUCCAGGCUAAAGCCGAAGUUUACGGCCACGGGCGCCCCGAUGUACGAGGUGCCCGGGCCAAUUCGGAGAGACAGGGCCGACUCCUUCGCC